Phytophthora sojae is the source of this 423-nucleotide messenger RNA. RefSeq lists its product as hypothetical. The transcript has a single exon. The coding region runs from base 1 to 423 and encodes 140 amino acids. NCBI's taxonomy places the organism in Eukaryota, Oomycota, Peronosporomycetes, Peronosporales, Peronosporaceae. The record is from RefSeq and is a predicted model, not a curated record.
AUGCAGCUGACCGGGACUUCGGAGAUGAAGCUGAAAAUCUUCGCUCCAAACGGGUGUGUGGUGGAUAAUAAAGAAACUGUGGUAAGUUUUACUCGCACGACGUCUCUCGGCAGCGGCAUCGAGUUGGAGCUCAAGUUCGCGUUGGACAUCCAGAAAAAACUCAAUGCACUGAGUCAUCGAUCAAAUAUCGAGUUUGGAUCCACUAAUACGAUCCAGAGUUUCUCCGCCGGAACUGUCCAUUCCAGUCAGAAUUUCGCCAAGAUGCAAGUGACGAGCAAGACCUCGCAAGAUCUCGCUCCUACCGGAGUUGGCAUUGACGUGGAAGUUGGCGUCAUUCCGACGGUAACUGGUGGUAUCAACCUGUUAACGAGCAUUGCGAAAAUAGCUGUCAAGACACGAUUCACUCUCUUUACCCGCCACUAA